Molecule: messenger RNA, 1204 nt
Organism: Schistocerca americana (American grasshopper)
Lineage: Eukaryota; Metazoa; Arthropoda; Insecta; Orthoptera; Acrididae
Gene: Sc2
Product: very-long-chain enoyl-CoA reductase
Exons: 6
Coding region: 135-1043 (302 amino acids)
Biological process (GO): very long-chain fatty acid biosynthetic process
Molecular function (GO): oxidoreductase activity, acting on the CH-CH group of donors; protein binding
Source: RefSeq, a predicted model, not a curated record
UGCUGAAGUGCUUCUACCUGUCGGCAAAGAAACGAUACUAAGUUUUGCCUUAGUCAGGUUUUAUGCAAAUAUAAUGCGGGAGGUACGGAUAAACUGGUUGGAAGUUGAGCGUUGAGCGCCGUAGAUUAAGCAGGAUGAAUAUUGAAAUUUUCGCUGCCCAAGAUUCAAAACGUAUCGGAACUCUCGAUAAUGUGAGUCCAUCAAGCAACAUAAGAAACAUCAAGAAACAGAUUGAGGAGUUGAGGCCAAAGUUAUACCCUGAUAGGCAGUCAGUCAGACUUGAACCAAAGGGAAAGACAUUGAAGGAUGAAGAGACUGUGAGCUCAUUGGGAUUAGGAAAUGGAUCUAAACUGUACGUAAAAGAUCUUGGGCCUCAAAUAGGGUGGAAAACCGUUUUCUUAGCAGAGUAUGCUGGUCCACUUGCAGUGUACUUGUGGAUUUAUCAGAGACCAUGGCUGUUCUAUGGUUCAGAUGCUGCAGCACUACAACCACAUCCUGUAGUUCACAUUGCAGCAGCAUGCUGGUCUCUGCAUUAUGUCAAAAGGCUGCUGGAAACCAUAUUUGUACAUCGGUUCUCUCAUUCUACUAUGCCCCUACGUAACUUGUUCAAGAACUGCACAUAUUAUUGGGGUUUUGCUGCAUAUGUUGCAUAUCAUAUCAAUCAUCCACUGUAUACUGCUCCAAGCAAUAUCCAGAUUUAUUCAUCAUUAGCUGUUUUCUUGGUUUGUGAACUUGGUAAUCUGAGCAUUCAUGUGGCUUUACGGAACCUUCGGCCACCAGGCACAACAAUCAGAAAAAUUCCAGUUGCCACAGGCAAUCCUUUCACGACACUGUUCAAUUUAGUGUCUUGCCCAAAUUAUACAUAUGAAUUUGGAAGUUGGUUUGCAUUUUCUGUUAUGACCAGUUGUUUACCAGCUGGAAUUUUUGCUCUUGCUGGUCUGUACCAGAUGUCUGUCUGGGCUAUUGGAAAGCACAGAGCUUACAAAAAAGACUUCAGCAACUAUCCUCGAAAUCGUAAAGCAAUCUUGCCUUUCCUCAUUUGAGGAAAAAAUUAUCAAUGACUGGGAUUAACCAUCAGAAGAAAUGUGUUCUAUCAUUCCACAUUAGUGGAUAGUUGUUUUGGUUUUGGUUAUGUGUGUAUGUUUUUUUAACAUGACUUGUAACAAUAUCAGUACAAAUAAAUAUAUUGUUGGUUGUAGUUCAA